CACUUAAUUGGCAACCCGUGAUUCAAUUAAAUUUCCGAAUUUUUUCGUCAUUUCCAGUUUUAUAAUACUCGAUCAGGAUGUCUCUACCUCAAGUCGAUAUUUCAAAGCCACGAUACGAGCAAUCGACAUAUCUCAAUCGUGCAAAGCAUUUUAUUUUAGUUACCAACCCGUUAAAUGUGUUAGCCAGCAAUGCCGAGUUGGAUCGAGCAGCGAGGAUCGUAAAUGAUUACAAACGUGGAAAACCAGUUCCCGAUGUGACAUCCGUCGACGAGUUAUGGAAGGCAAAAUAUUUGUACGAGUCGGCUUUUCAUCCGGAUACGGGCGAGAAAAUGACCCUCAUCGGGAGAAUGUCAGCUCAAGUACCCAUGAACAUGACGAUCACAGGUUGCAUGAUGACCUUCUACAAGUCAACGCCAGCUGUUCUCUUUUGGCAAUGGGUCAAUCAGUCCUUUAACGCGAUCGUCAAUUACACAAACAAAUCUGGCGGAUCCACAAUUUCCAAUGAAACUCUCUUUUACUCUUAUUGUGCGGCAACAGGAGGUGCCAUCGUUACCGCAUUGAGCUUAAAUAAGCUUUUCAAGAACAUGCAUCCAUUAGUUGGUCGCUUGAGUCCGAUGAUAAGUGUUUGGAGCGCAAAUUGUAUCAACAUUCCAUUGAUGAGAUUUGAAGAAUUGAAAACAGGAAUCGUUGUUCGCGAUUCAAAUGGCAACGAAAUCGGUCCAUCGAAAAAAGCAGCUCAACAAGGAAUUGCAGCAGUUGUCUUCAGUCGUAUUUGCAUGGCAACUCCUGGAAUGUUAUUCACGCCAAUUCUCAUGAACGCUCUUGAAAAACGCAACGUCUUGAAACGUUACCCGUGGGCAAAUGCUCCCAUCCAAACGCUAUUUUGCGGUUUCUGUCUGACUUUUGCGACGCCACUUUGUUGCGCGCUGUUCAGUCAAAUCGCAUCGAUCAAGGUUGCCGACUUGGAGGACGAUCUCAAGGAAAAAAUCAAAAAGGCAGAUAUCAAAGACGAUGUCGUUUAUUACAACAAAGGACUCUAAAUUUAUUCGCUUGAUCUAAUGAACGGCAACAAUAUUUUAAAAGACAAUAAGUCAAUUUGACGAAAAAAAUAAUUAAAAAUGUGUCAUAAAAAUCGUAAAUGUAUACCAGAGAAAUUGUAAUGUUAAGUUGUUAAUGGAAAUGUUUUAAAUCUGUCUGACUAUCGAAAAAAAAUAAAGUAAAAAAGUUGAUGGGAACUUCUGGAA
This is a messenger RNA of Culicoides brevitarsis, 1244 nucleotides long. RefSeq names its product sideroflexin-1-3 (gene Sfxn1-3). Gene Ontology annotation, molecular function: monoatomic ion transmembrane transporter activity. Gene Ontology annotation, biological process: serine import into mitochondrion; monoatomic ion transport. Gene Ontology annotation, cellular component: mitochondrial inner membrane. The record is from RefSeq and is a predicted model, not a curated record. The transcript has 10 exons. The coding region runs from base 78 to 1040 and encodes 320 amino acids. NCBI's taxonomy places the organism in Eukaryota, Metazoa, Arthropoda, Insecta, Diptera, Ceratopogonidae.